Hevea brasiliensis (rubber tree) is the source of this 787-nucleotide messenger RNA. Its product is annotated as probable transcription factor At5g61620. The transcript has 3 exons. The record is from RefSeq and is a predicted model, not a curated record. Gene Ontology annotation, molecular function: DNA binding. NCBI's taxonomy places the organism in Eukaryota, Viridiplantae, Streptophyta, Magnoliopsida, Malpighiales, Euphorbiaceae. Bases 80 to 787 code for a protein of 235 amino acids. Gene Ontology annotation, biological process: response to auxin; response to gibberellin; response to ethylene.
AAGAUUAAGUUGAUGCCUCUGACAAUUUCCAUUAUUUCUUCUGUAGACAAUAUUUCAUUUCUGCAUCAAUGGGUUAUUAAUGUUUCUGUUGACAUCUUGGACUAUACUUUUUCUUUGCUCAGGGAAGCCCUGGACUGAGGAGGAACAUCGAACCUUUUUAGCUGGCUUGAAGAAGCUUGGGAAAGGUGAUUGGAGAGGCAUUUCAAAGAAUUUUGUGACCACUUGGACCCCAACGCAGGUCGCUAGUCAUGCUCAGAAGUUUUAUCUGAGACAGGCUUCAGCCGAUAAGAAGAAGCGUAGAUCAAGUCUCUUUGAUAUGACACUCAAAGAAUCAGUUCUGGCAUCGCAGGAGCUCCCAAAUUUGCCUUCUAACACUUCAUCACAGGUAAAUCCACAGGCAUUAAGACAGGCUGGUAAAUCUUCAGCUUCGCCAAUGAAGAAGACUACUGAAAUCCUGUCACAUCAAGUAUUCCCCGGCAAUGGGCAGAACUCUGUGGACGCUAAAACCAUCCUAGCUGCACCUUUCGUCCAUAUAAUGAAUUAUAAUUAUACAGGGUUAGGCUACCCUUUCACCCCUAAGGGCCCUGCAAGCUUUGCUACUUAUGCACCUCUUGCAGCCCACACUUCUGGCAUUCCUACGCCAAGAUCAUUUCCACUCAUCUUUUCGCAAGAAGGUCCAUCGACUGAAAAAGUAGACGCUCCAGAGCUGGACCUUAAAACCGGACCACCUCCUAAAUCCCUACAUGGGGCAAGAUAUCGACCAAGGCAUCCGGUCCCAUUAGUGUGA